UUGUUUGCAGGAGACAACUCGAACGGGGAUUUCAUCAUUGUAAAAUCCUAGUUAAAGAUGUCGGCGAAUCAACCUGAGACAUCUGUCAAUCUGAGAGAAUGUCUGAAGAAUGGUACCUUGUCUCUGAGAGACCUCGAUAAAAAGCAAAAGAGACGAUCCUCAAAGGGAAGAAGGAGGCGAAGCAAGACAAAGACUGGAAGAACUGAAAAGGCAGCUGAUGGCGAUACAACUAAAACGGAGGCUAUGGAAGAUUCAAAAAACACCACGAAGGCGUCAAAGAUAACAAAAUCUUCAAAGACCACAACAGUUCCGAAAGGAAGAGAUCUUGAAAUGAACACCCAACACAAAGAAUCUGAUGAAAUUGUACGCAGCAUCCUUGAUAAUGUAUUUGACACAGUUACCAGGCAAUGCAUUGCUAUUGAGCACAGCGUUGCAAAUGAACAGGCACAUGCAUUGGCCGAAGCCUUCAUGGCAGCUUUUGACGAAAGGGUGGUAUUUACACGGAAGUUCUACAUGGACCAGAGAAGAGAAACACAGGAGUUGUUAUACAGAGCAGCACAGGAAAAUGUGAAGGACUUGAUAAUCAGAGCAACAGCACAAUGUAAUCCAAGUCAAGACAAAGAAAAACUGGAUGCUGUCUAUCCAUUAGAUUUUCUGCGAUCUGCAGAUUUGGAUGCAAGAAUGAGAGCGCAUGUGGAACAAAUAAACGCCGAGAAACUGGCAAUGAAACAGAUUAUGUACAAGACGGCCUCGGAAAUUGUCGAGGAUUUGUUCUCUUGCGCAGCCAAUAAUGCAAGCGUACAAAAUGUGCUUGAAACAGGGGUAACUUAUGAAGAAGAAGUAGAUUCUGAGUUACCUGUGAGAGGCUGGAGAAGAUUCCUGUGUUGUGCAAAGACAAACAAACUAAAGAAAAAGAACAAGAAAUCAGGAUUACUUGAUGGACUACGCCGAUUGUUUAGCCGCCGUUAAUUUCUCUCUAUUUAUUAAUAUUUAUUUUAUUGAAAUUACUAUUGUUAUCUUUUUCUAUGUUUGUGUCUGUUAAAUUUUAUCAUUUGAAGAAAAGAAAUAUAUUUCCAUUAUUCAGAAAAACCAUAUAAUUAUAUAAUGAUUAACUCUUUUGGUCAUUUGUACUAGAAA
Messenger RNA from Saccostrea echinata, 1137 nucleotides. RefSeq lists its product as uncharacterized. Lineage: Eukaryota; Metazoa; Mollusca; Bivalvia; Ostreida; Ostreidae. The coding region runs from base 58 to 969 and encodes 303 amino acids. The record is from RefSeq and is a predicted model, not a curated record. The transcript has 11 exons.